Molecule: messenger RNA, 1272 nt
Organism: Lethenteron reissneri (Far Eastern brook lamprey)
Lineage: Eukaryota; Metazoa; Chordata; Hyperoartia; Petromyzontiformes; Petromyzontidae
Product: protein JTB-like
Biological process (GO): mitotic cytokinesis
Cellular component (GO): cytoplasm; centrosome; midbody
Source: RefSeq, a predicted model, not a curated record
UGUCGUCACCGCCGCCCGCGUGACGUCGCCGACUGUCAUGGUGGCGCCGCUACCGCUCCUCGGCCUCCUCCUGCUUCUCGUCUCGGCUCGCAGCCGCCUCGCCUAGCGGCGCCUCGCGAGACGCAGGCCGCCGCCUCCUCCUCCUCCUCGCGCCUCAGGGAGCCCGCACACCCCCCCACCACCACCACCACCAGGGCUCGCGUAUAGCGGCCUCCCCGCGACCCACUGGGCCCUGCGGCCUUCCCGACCCGCGGCCUCAACGCGCUCCUCUGUGGGCCCCGCGGCCUCCAAGCGAACCCCGGGGGGCCCCGGGGGCCUCACACACCCGCGGCCUCCCCUUGUCCCUCGGGGGGCCUCGGGGGACCCCGCGGCCUGCCCGCGAUGCGGGGCUGGGAGUCGGGGCCGCUGCUGCUGCCGCUGCUGCUUGUGGCCGCGUUUGUAGCGGAACUGGGCCUGAGCCGAGUGGCGGACGCCGCGAGUGUGCGUGGCUCUCCGGUUGCAGUGACGCCGCUUCCUUGCUGGGCGCUGGAGGAGUACCGCACAGUGCAGCCCUGCGCCCCGUGCUCCGACUUCCAGAGCACGGCGAUGGAGGCCUGCGUAGCCACGGGAUUUGUGGAGAAGCUGAGCUGCGUGGAUUCGCACAAGGACGAGUUCCGCAGCUGCCGCUCUGCGACGGCGGAGGAGCGGGCCUUCUGGCACUUCGAGUUCACCGUCAUGGGCCUGGGGGCCGCGCUGGCGCUCGCCGUCACCCUGCGGCACCGCCGCCUCGACCGCAUCGCCUCGGACAAGGUGCGCCGCCAGAUCGAGUCUCUGUGAGCUGCCACUGCCACCGGCCGCGGGGACUUGGUGACGGCGCGGGGGUUGCGCCCCCCUUGGCUCUGCGUGCCCGCGUGGUGGACUUGACGACCGUGCCGGUGUGGUGGACUUGACGACCGUGCCGGCGUGGUGGACUUGACGACCGUGCCGGUGCGGUAACCUGACGACCGCGGCGGUGCCAGCGGCGUCGCGCAGCGUUCGGAGAGGGGGCGGUCGCAGUCUCCUCCGCCCCCCUCGCUCCUCGCUCGUACCCUGGGGUGUCCGCUCCGAGGCCGGGAAAAGCGGGCGCUUCACGGUGGACAAAGCGAGCAACAGAACUGACUGACGCACUCUUUAAACGUACAAAUUUUAUUUUGUCAGCCCGAGGCAGCGAUUGCCGAUUUCACUAUUUAAUGUAAAGAGGCCCGUUGGAGUUUCAAGUAAGCCGAAUACUGUAACAAUAAAGCUGAUUCUUCA